AUGUCGGGCUCCAAGACCCGCUUCUUCAAUUCACUGUUCAACAAAUUUCUGCCUCCGGACUUCGAGCGGCAGCAGUAUCCGCCCUACCAUCCCGGCGAACCUCACUUCGCUGUUCCGCAAUAUGCAAGUCCACAGUACAAUCCCGAGCAGUACCUGAAUGGUCAGACGGCCCAGCAUACAGGCGCGACGGCGAAUGACUAUGCUCGUCAACACAACGGCAACUCAUUCCAGAGCGGAACACACGCCAGCGACCACGCUCAUCUCUACAACAAUGCCGUGCACAAUGGUCACUACAGCCCUUGA
Molecule: messenger RNA, 303 nt
Organism: Pseudocercospora fijiensis CIRAD86
Lineage: Eukaryota; Fungi; Ascomycota; Dothideomycetes; Mycosphaerellales; Mycosphaerellaceae
Exons: 1
Coding region: 1-303 (100 amino acids)
Source: RefSeq, a predicted model, not a curated record